This is a messenger RNA of Achroia grisella, 5868 nucleotides long. RefSeq names its product cell adhesion molecule Dscam2-like. Lineage: Eukaryota; Metazoa; Arthropoda; Insecta; Lepidoptera; Pyralidae. Gene Ontology annotation, biological process: cell-cell adhesion; axon guidance. The transcript is spliced from 37 exons. Gene Ontology annotation, cellular component: plasma membrane; axon. Bases 1 to 5601 code for a protein of 1866 amino acids. Gene Ontology annotation, molecular function: protein binding. The record is from RefSeq and is a predicted model, not a curated record.
AUGAGCGGCCGGGAGCGGGCGGCGCCGCGCGGCGCACUACUGCCGCUGUUGUUCGCCUGCCUGCUCGCCACCCAACCACUGGUGGUGUGCGAGGUGAGCGGUGAUCCUCCGCGGCUGGCGCCGUGGUUCACAGCGGAGCCUCCGCCGCUGGUGCAGUUCGCGGCGUCCAGGGGCGCUCGCGUGCGGUGCGCGGCGCGGGGCACGCCGCCACCGACCGUGCUGUGGCUGAGCGACGACGGCACCCCGCUCACCGACACCCCUGGACUCAGGCGCAUAUACAGCAACGGUACCCUGGAGGUGUUGCCCGCGAGUGGGUCGGCCCCCGCGGCCGCCACGCUGCGGUGCCGCGCCGCCAACGCACACGGCGUCGCGCUCUCCAGGGACCUCACCCUACUACCUGUGUCGGACGUGAACUGGGAGGCGGUGCUGGUGGCGGCGGCGGCGUGGGCGGGCGGCGUGGCCGCGCUCACGUGCCGCGCCGCAGACAGCUCGCCGCACGUCCGCCCCGCCGUAUGGUACCGCGGCGACACAGUACUCGACGUACACGCACCCACUGCAGAGUCUCGUUACGUGGUGGCCGGCGACACGCUGCUGGUCCGCGACGUGUCCGCGGCGGACGCAGGCCCCUACAGCUGCGUGGCGCGGCACGCCCUCACGGCGCUCACCAAGCGCUCCCGGCCCGUACACCUGGCAGUCGCACCGGGACCCUCUAAUUCUGCACCUCGAGUGGUGGCGAGCGCCAACGAAGUGUCGGUGGCAGCCGGCGCUGACUUCUGUAUACCCUGCGUCGCUUCUGAGUACCCUCCGCCUCAUUACACGUGGUACCGCGAGAUGAACGGCCGCCUGCAGCCGGUGGAGCCUUCGGGCGGGCGCUGGUGGUGGGCGGGCGGCGCGGCGCUGUGCUUCUCCCGAGCCUCCCCCGCCGCGGGCGGUGCAUGGCUGUGCAAGGCCUACAACGUGUAUGGGGACGCCACCAAGCAGAUGAGGCUCCACGUAGAUGGCGCAGACGACCUGGCUGUCACCGUCGCGCCCGCCGUCCUCGUGGCUGACACGGGCAGCACGGCCCGCCUCAACUGCAGCGCGAGCGACCCUUCAGGGAGCAUCACGUGGCUGCACGACGGCGUGGCGGCCGGCAGCGGGCCCGAGUUGGUGCUGCGGGCCGUCACUCGCUCGCACCGCGGACUCUACCAGUGCUUCGCAAGAAGAGGGUCGUAUGCGGUACACGCUUCUGCUGAGCUGCGGCUGGGAGACUCCGCGCCGGAGCUGCACUACACGUUCAUCGAGCAGGCGCUGCGGGCGGGCGGCGGCGUGUCGCUGCGGUGCGCGGCCGCCGGCUCGCCCGCGCCGCGCCUCGCCUGGCUGCUCGACUCGCAGCCGCUGGACCAGUACCGGGCCCAGCACAGGUACUUCAUCAAUGAAGAGAUAUCAGUUAACGGUGAUGUGGUGUCGACCCUGAACAUCAGCUCGGUGUCCCCGGAGGACGGCGGCCGGUACACGUGCCGGGCUCAAAACCAAUUAGGACAAGCCGAACACUCCGCCAGACUCAAUAUUUACGGGCCGCCUUCAAUUCGUGCGCUGGGUCCUAUCCGGGUGGUGGCGGGCGCCAACGCCACGAUCUUCUGCCCGUAUGCCGGAUAUCCGAUCAGCUCCGUGUGGUGGCGGCGCGGCGCGGGGCGCGCGGUGGGCGGCGCGGGGCGCGUGUCGGCGCGCGGCGCGGAGCUGCGGCUGGCGCCCGCGCUGGCCGCCGACGCGGGACGGUACGCCUGCGAGGUGGCCGCGCCCGCCGCCGCCGCCCGCGCCGACCUCGAGAUACAAGUCCGAAAUCCACCAAAAAUUUCGCCCUUCAUGUUUUCUUCCGAAUUGACCGAAGGCAGCUCUGUGCAAGUUCUUUGCGGGGUCUCGUCCGGUGACAAACCCAUGUACUUCUCUUGGCUUAAGGACGGCGCACCUCUGUCGUCUAAUUUGCAGAUAGAAGAAAAGAGUUUAAAUGAAUUUUCCCUUCUAAUGUUCUCCGACCUGACGGCCCGCCACAGUGGCGACUACACCUGCCGGGUGACGAACCACGCCGCCACUGUCAACUACACCGCCACACUCAGCGUCAAAGUGACACCGGCAUGGACGACAGAACCUAUGGAUGCUGCUAUAUUACUUGGCGCUCCGUUAUCACUGCAAUGUGCCGCCAAAGGUUAUCCGGUACCUAAGAUCAAGUGGUACAGACGCAUAGGCGAUAGUGUAUCCCUGAACAAUGACAAUGAAGAUCACUGGGAGAUAAUCGGAGGUUCAGACUGGGGCGACGGGGUCAUCGAAGUGCGCACUCGAAACGGUACGCUGGGAGCACCAGCCGCCUCCCGGCUACAUCAGGGACAGUACCGCUGCGUCGCCGACAAUGGUGUGGGACCUCCUCUCAUCAAACAUAUCAAUUUAACUAUCCAUGAGCCGGCACACUUCGAAGAGUCCAGCGGCAACAUGUCGUGUGUGCGCGGACACAGCGUAUCUCUGACAUGCCAUGCCCUCGGUGACGCGCCCCUCACUGUCCACUGGACUCAUCAGGGCACUAGGAUUGAUCUCAACUCCUACAGAUGGUCAGUAUCCGAGGUCCGUACAGUGGAUGGAUUGCGGUCGAGCCUGCAGUUCCGUGCGGCCGAGAGCACCGACGCGGGCGAGUACCGCUGCCACGCGCACAAUCAGUAUGGCAGGAGCGAGCUGCUUUUGUUCCUACACGUAGAAGAACCCCCAGAAGCGCCGCGUUCACUUCACCUGGGAGGAGUUGGGUCGCGCUGGGUGCGGGUCACGUGGCGUGCGCCAUCAACACGGGGAUUAAGUUACAGUGCUUCAUUUACAGCGCUGCAAGCAUUGCCCACCCAAGACGCUAAACACAUAACCACCAACUUAACACUUGACUCUGUCGCAGAUGAAAGAGCCGAUACCGAUGGUCAUCCUAUAUUGAGUGCGCGCUUAGAAUCCCUACAUCCGUCGGUUGCAUACUCGCUGCGUCUCACUGCUACUAAUCACAUUGGUCAAUCUCCUCAAUCAGAACCACUACUCUUCACCACUUUGGAGGAAGCACCGUCGGCAUCACCACAGAACGUACAAGUAAGGUCAGCUGGAGUAGGAGAAUUACAUAUCACUUGGUCGGCCCCUCCACAAGACAGUUGGAAUGGUGAACUGCUAGGCUACGUAGUAUCUUGGCGGGAGCUGAGCCGGGUGGACGAGGAGGGUAAUGAUGAGGAGCGGCGCGCCGGCAGCAGCACCGCGCCCGGCUGGACCACCGCCGACACCACCAUCAGCGGGCUGCGCUCGUUCUCGCGGUACGCGCUGACGCUGCGCGCCUACAACCGCGCCGGGGCCGGGCCCCCCACGCCCACCAUGUACGCCACCACCGCCGACGGAGUGCCCGAGGUCGCCCCGACUGCUGUCGUCUGCGAGGGGCUCUCGUCGCGCUCGUUGCGAGUUCGCUGGUCACCCCCGCAGCCGGCGCACGCUCACGUACUGCGCGGUUACGACGUACAGUAUGCAACGUUACACUUCUCACCACUGUGGAGCGGCGCCAUGGAAUCACAAACGGCUCGUACCGGUGCGAACACCGAAGCUACACUGCAGGGGCUGCGGGCGGCCACCAACUACUCGGUGUGGGUGCGGGCCCGCACCGACCGCGGCCUCGGACCGCCCUCCGCGCCCAUCUACUGCUCCACCAGGGAGGACGUUCCUGGAGCGGUGGAAGCAGUACGCGCGCUUGCGUCUAGUUCGGACACAGUUCGCGUAUCGUGGCUGGCUCCCAGUCAGCGCGCCGGUCGCCUGACACACUACACGCUGUAUACCAGAGAACUGGGCAAAGUCGGCGGCGAGUGGUCGCAGAGAGUCGAAGCGAAUGUCGACUCGAAAUCGGACGAAGAAAUCGAAGAAGAGGAGGUGUGGCGGGAGGUGGUGGGUCUGCGGGAGCGCACGGUGUACGAGUUCUGGGUGCGCGCCGCCACCGCGGCCGGCGCCGGGCCCCCCACGCGGCCCGUCACCGCCGCGCCCGCGCGCGCAGGCUCCGCGCGCAUCUCGUCGCUGGGCCGCGUGGUGCACGUGUCGCGCGGCGCGCGCGUGCGGCUGCGGUGCGCGGCGGUGGGCGCGCCGCCGCUGCGCUGGCGCUGGUCGCCCGCACCGCCGCCGCACGCGCACACGGUCACAGACGACGGCGACCUCGUCAUACACAAGGUGGAGGUGCAGACUGCGGGCAACUACACGUGCUCGGUGCGUAACAGCGGCGGCGCGGACGCGGCGGUGUACACGUUGGCGGUGCGGCGGCCGCCCGCCGCGCCCGCGCCGCGCCUCGUGCGCGCCGACCGCCGCGCGCUGCACCUCGCCUGGGACGCGCCGCCCGACGGCGGGGCCGCGCUCCUCGGCUACACGGUGUGGUGGUCCCGCGAGGGGGGCGAGGGGAGCGAGGGGCGCUCGGAGCCGCGGUCGGCGCGCGUGCCGGCGGGGGACACGGCGCACGCGCUGGCCGGGCUGGCGUGCGGCGCGCUCUACCGCGUCACGCUGCGCGCGCACAACGCCGUCGGAGCCUCGCCGCACUCGCGGCCGCUCCUCGCGCGCACCCGCGGCGACAAGGCGAAGGCGCCGCCGGGCAAGGAGUUCGUGUGGGCGAACAGCACGGCGCUGCGGCUGAACCUGCUGGCGUGGGGCGGGCGCUGCCCGGUGGCGGCGUGGACGCUGGCGCUGCGGCCCGCGGCCGGCGGCGGCUGGACCGCCCUGCACACCAACGGGGAGACCGCUGAGAGCGGUGACCUGCAACCAGGCACCUGGUAUGAAAUCCGCGUGGUGGCGCGCGCACCCGCCGGCGACACGCACGCACGCUACAAGGCUGCCACACACACGCGCAACGGAGAGCGCGUGGGGGAGCCGACGGAGCUGCCGCUGGAGGCGCGCGGGGCGGCGGGCGGCGGGGGCGCGGCGCGCGGCGCGGAGGCGGCGGCCACGUGGCGCGCGCCGCUGACGCCGCUGCUGCUGGCCGCCGCGCUCGCCGCCGCACUCACCGCGCUCACCGCGCUCGCAGGUGUGGUGCUGGCGCGGCGGCGGCGCGCGGCGCUGUGUGAGCGGCGCGAGUGCUCCCCGCGGCGGCCGCACCCGCAGCUCUACUCCACGGAGCCCGGCAACAGGAACGGGAAGACUCUCACGCCGCCGCACUCGGACGACAUGCACGAGAUCAGCCCGUACGCGACGUUCAGUAUGACGGGGGGUGGCGGCGCGGAGGUGUCCGGCGGUGCGGGGGGCGCGGGGGGCGCGGGCGGCGGGUGCGCGCUGCACCUGCGCACGUUCGCGCGCGCGGAGUCAUUGGACCUGGCCGCGCCGCCGCCGAGACCCAACCUCCUCACGCACUCACAAGAGUACGGGCGGUGCCGCGACAGCGACUCUGAGUCGAGCGGGUCCCCGUGCGCCGCGUGCGCCGCCGAGCUGUACCGGCUGCCCGCCGCGCACCUCUCCGAUACGUUGCCCGCGGUGGAGUCGAGCGCGGACGACACGUCGUACAGCGCCGGCAGCCGCGCGCGCCACCGCGCGGCGCGGGGCCGCCGCCGCAGGGACCACUCGCGGCACUCGGCGCCCACCGUCAGGUGACACCCUGCACACACCACACCAUCCGCAUCACCACCCGCAUCGACACUCACUCCUACUCCACUUCGUAUGGGGCACUCCUCACAUGUCACACUUUUACAUUUCACUGUACAAAUAUAGUAGGUGCCGCAACUGAAGUUAUCACAUGGUCGGUUGCAACUUUUGACGGUAUCCCUAACUUACCUAUACGCUGUGUUGUUUUGGGUUUAUUUAAAAGAGCAACACACAAGUUUCUUGUUCAUUCUUCUUGUGUGAACCUGGAUUCAGAAU